Cinclus cinclus is the source of this 1443-nucleotide messenger RNA. It is a transcript of the gene RBM22, whose product is annotated as RNA binding motif protein 22. The record is from RefSeq and is a predicted model, not a curated record. The coding region runs from base 9 to 1271 and encodes 420 amino acids. Gene Ontology annotation, molecular function: pre-mRNA binding; U6 snRNA binding; metal ion binding. NCBI's taxonomy places the organism in Eukaryota, Metazoa, Chordata, Aves, Passeriformes, Cinclidae. The transcript has 11 exons. Gene Ontology annotation, cellular component: U2-type catalytic step 1 spliceosome; Prp19 complex; U2-type catalytic step 2 spliceosome.
GAGCCGCCAUGUCCACAUCGCUGGGCUCCAACACCUACAACCGGCAGAACUGGGAGGAUGCGGACUUCCCUAUCCUGUGCCAGACAUGUCUUGGAGAAAAUCCCUAUAUUCGGAUGACCAAAGAAAAAUAUGGAAAAGAAUGCAAGAUUUGUGCCAGGCCGUUCACGGUGUUCCGCUGGUGCCCUGGCGUGCGGAUGCGCUUCAAGAAGACAGAAGUGUGCCAGACCUGCAGCAAGCUGAAGAACGUCUGUCAGACCUGCCUGCUCGACCUGGAAUACGGUUUACCUAUCCAAGUCCGGGAUGCAGGACUCUCACUUAAGGAUGAAAUGCCUAAAUCUGAUGUCAAUAAAGAAUACUACACCCAGAACAUGGAGCGGGAGAUAGCCAAUUCUGAUGGCACUAGACCAGUUGGUGCACUAGGAAAAGCUACUUCUACCAGUGACAUGCUGCUGAAGCUGGCCCGAACCACUCCAUACUACAAACGCAACCGUCCUCACAUCUGUUCCUUCUGGGUAAAAGGAGAGUGCAAGAGAGGAGAGGAGUGUCCCUACAGACAUGAGAAACCUACAGAUCCAGAUGAUCCUCUGGCUGACCAGAACAUCAAAGAUCGUUACUAUGGAAUCAAUGAUCCUGUGGCUGACAAACUUCUGAAACGAGCAUCAACAAUGCCUCGUCUAGAUCCUCCUGAAGACAAGACUAUUACUACGCUGUAUGUUGGAGGGCUUGGAGAUACCAUCACUGAAUCAGAUCUCAGAAAUCACUUCUACCAGUUUGGGGAGAUCCGGACAAUAACAGUGGUGCAGAGGCAGCAAUGUGCUUUCAUCCAGUUUGCCACCAGACAGGCUGCAGAGGUGGCUGCUGAGAAAUCCUUCAACAAACUCAUUGUCAACGGCCGCAGACUCAAUGUCAAAUGGGGAAGGUCCCAGGCAGCAAGAGGAAAAGAAAAGGACAAAGAAGGCACGACAGAAUCAGGGAUAAAGCUGGAGCCAGUUCCAGGACUUCCUGGAGCCCUCCCCCCUCCUCCCGCUGCAGAAGAGGAGGCUUCUGCAAAUUACUUCAAUCUACCUCCAAGUGGCCCUUCAGCUGUGGUGAAUAUUGCCCUGCCACCUCCUCCUGGCAUUGCUCCACCACCACCUCCAGGUUUCGGACCACACAUGUUCCACACCAUGGGGCCCCCACCUCCGUUCAUGAGAGCCCCAGGCCCCAUCCACUACCCAUCCCAGGAUCCCCAGAGGAUGGGUGCCCACGCAGGAAAGCACAGCAGCCCCUAGCAUGUCCUGCCACCCUCAUCCUUGAAGUAAAUGUUAUUUUCUAGUUACCAUGGUAGCAUCAUAUGUUGAGCUGUGGGUGAGCUAGAGACGCCCUAUUUUGCUGCUUGCAGCCACAGGGCAAGCUCAGCUCCAUGUCUCCAGUUAUAAUCGGGUUCUUGAUAUGUCCCAGGUC